Ictidomys tridecemlineatus (thirteen-lined ground squirrel) is the source of this 2765-nucleotide messenger RNA. The record is from RefSeq and is a predicted model, not a curated record. Lineage: Eukaryota; Metazoa; Chordata; Mammalia; Rodentia; Sciuridae.
UGAAGGGCCGGGAGGACGCAAGGCGCGGGCGUGCGUUCCUCCGAAGCCCGGGGGCCAGGAGCCCCUCGCACCACCUGGCCCGCAACCCGGAAGCAGAUGUGGGCUAUGCGGCGCUACCGGGUUGCGGUUCCGGGUCGGGCCGCGCCGCAGCCCGCGCACAUCUAGCCGCCGCGGCUCCCUGCCCCCGUACUACGGACCUGGGUAUCGGCGGCCGCAGGGCCGCUCCCGGGGCCACAUGGCUGAGGGGGACACAGGGAGCGACCAGAGGCAGAAUGAGGAAAUUGAAGCAAUGGCAGCCAUUUAUGGCGAGGAAUGGUGUGUCAUUGAUGAUUGUGCCAAAAUAUUUUGUAUUAGAAUUAGCGAUGAUAUAGAUGACCCCAAAUGGACACUUUGCUUGCAGGUGAUGCUACCAAACGAAUAUCCAGGUACAGCUCCACCUAUUUAUCAACUGAAGAAUUAUCCAGGGUACUUCUUAUGGUUCUCCAUGUUCUCUCUCCUCCUUGAUAUUGAGGAACUAUUUUCUUCUAAGUCCAAGCUUAAUCUUUAUGAGUCAUUGAUGAUAGAACAAUUUCAAGGGAGAACUUUUAAAGGAAGACAGAAUAUUGGUGAAAGUAUUCUUUACCUGUGGGUGGAGAAAAUAAGAGAUGUGCUAAUACAAAAAUCUCAGAUGACAGAACCAGGCCCAGAUGUGAAGAAGAAAACUGAAGAGGAAGAUGUUGAAUGUGAAGACGAUCUCAUUUUAGCAUGUCAGCCAGAGAACCCAGUGAAAGCAUUGGAUUUUGAUAUCAGUGAAAAUCAACCAGAAAUAGAAGAAUUACCUCCGAUUGAUCAUGGCAUUCCUAUUACUGACCGAAGAAGUACUUUUCAGGCCCACUUGGCUCCUGUAGUUUGUCCUAAACAGGUGAAAAUGGUUCUUGCCAAAUUGUAUGAGAAUAAGAAAAUAGCUAGUGCCACCCACAACAUUUAUGCCUAUAGGAUAUAUUGUGAGGAUAAACAGACCUUCUUGCAGGACUGUGAGGAUGAUGGGGAAACAGCAGCUGGCGGGCGUCUUCUCCAUCUCAUGGAGAUUUUGAAUGUGAGGAAUGUCAUGGUGGUAGUAUCACGCUGGUAUGGAGGGAUUCUGCUAGGACCAGAUCGCUUCAAACAUAUCAACAACUGUGCCAGAAACAUACUGGUGGAGAAGAACUAUACAAGUUCACCUGAGGAAUCCUCUAAGGGUUUGGGAAAGAACAAAAAGGUAAAAAAAGACAAGAAGAGGAAUGAACAUUAAAACCUGAAACUAUAUGAAAGGUUAAUUUGCCUAUAAUUAUACACACAUUCCAUAGUCAUCAAGGAAUAUAAUGUUCAGAGAGAAUAUCCUCGACUGCUCAAGACAGUCAAUUCAUUGUGGACACCAGCAUUAUCUUUUCCUUCUUGGUUAUAUCAUAUGCCAAAAAUAGAGAACUUAUUUUAUAUUCAUGUAUGUUUUAGGCUUAUUUGGAAGAAUUAAUCUGAACUUAAUCAUCACUUCAUCUAAUUUUAGGAAGGUAACAGUUGCCCAGGGCAGUACCAGAAUUAACUGUCCAUUUCAGUACAUGACAAGUGCCUUUGUUAGGUGGGGAAGAAAUGUCUCCAGAGGAAUAUAAAUACCCGAUUUCUUGUCAUAGGGAUUCUCACAUUGUUAAAUGAAUAUUGCCUUUUACUGCUCUUUAUGGCUUAUUGGAAUAGGAGCUCAUUGAAGAUUGAUCUUGGAGAGUUUCUUCUUGUGAUUUCAGUUCAUAAGUAUGUCACUUUUCAUUUUAUAGUGUUCAUCAUUGAGUAAUUGAUUAAGUGAAAAUCCAGCAGUAUCCAUCUGCAGUUAUGUGUCAAAGUAAUAAUUCAUCUAACAUAUUUGUUAGCCUAAGUGUUAUGCCUCGAUUUCUGUCACAAGUUGGUGAUUGUGUAAUUUCAUGAAGUGAUUUUCUAGUUGCAGCCUUUUUUCAUUUAAUUCUUGUAAUGUUAAACAAUGAAUAUGGAGUAUCAGUAGGCUCCUUUCAUCCCUGAAAUGUGUUGAUGUAAUACUCUGGUUUCUUUUAACAACCCAAAAGUACCUUUCUUGUGAUCCUCAUUGAAAAAUUAGAACCAUACUAGAAGCUAUACUAUGUUUAAUGGGACAUUUGUAUAAUGGGAUAGAGGUGUCAGAAUGACACUGGAGUAAGGCCAUGAGUAUGUUAUAAAUUUGAUAUACAUUUCCCAUUAGUGCUCCAGCAAGCUUCUCCAGUUCCAUGAUUUUGUAGAGAGAAGAGGAACAAAUCUUUAAGUUGGAAAACAGAAUCCUUUUUUUUUUCUAUUCUUAGCAAGUCAUCCUUUUUAAAAAAAUUAAUAUUUUAUGAAAAUUACCUCUAGACAGUAAAUUUACCUUUGAGAUAUAAAAAGUUGUGAACUUUUUCCCUUUCAGAUAUGAUUACAAUUGUUAACAGUUACUCAGUCCAUCACAGAUUUGUCUGGCAUUCUCCUCCCAAGGGAGAGGACAGAAAUUAGGAGGCAAUUUUGAAAUGGUACUAGAGCAUGGAAAACAUCAGAGGCUGGACAGAUUUCUUUCUUUUUUUCUUUAAUAUUUCACCUUUAAAAGUGCCAACUCUUACUAGGGAUUUCUAGUAAUAAUCAAGUAAACAACUUUACACUAGGAUGAAUUUGGAGAUAUAAAAUCUUAUUUUUCAACAUUAUUUAAUGUUAUGAGUUAUCAAGAUUCAAAGGAUAACUUAUAUGUAUUUGGAGCACUUACCUUGGUUUCCAUGAAAUGUUAA